CGGCAGGUCGAUUGUUUCGUACCCGGAUACAAACGAGCAUUCCACGUUAAGUUUCCUCGCAUUUCCCGCGCGUCCGUUUACGAUUAUGACUCGAAAACGAAAGAGCAGUGUCGCGCGUACCGCGGCGUCGUAAAAAAAAUAAUGUUUUAUGCAACGAGCCUCGCGAGACACCUCGCGACGCGGAACGAUCGAAAAAUUCGGAUGGCUCUCGAGCGAAUUUAGCGGUACGAGUGAACGUUUUCGUAGCGAGACGGUCCCGUGUAGAGCGAAUUACUUUCAGCCGUAGGCCUCGGAGGUGGGAGGAUUUCUACCUGGAGGUAGAGGAGUACCGAGCCACACGAUUCCGUAAUAUUUAUUUUCCACUGGCGGCCAGUGAGUCACUACCUGGCCGGCCACGGUACGGCGAGCUGGUCGCGUCGCGUGUCCGUGUUCCUCUGCGCGUGUUUGUUGCAAACAGUGUGUUCACGGUGACGUUUUCGAGCCAGUCCGCGACUCCGAACGAAGAAAGGACCCGCAUACGCGUAUCGUCGGAUGUUAUAAGAAAUAUAUAAAUCGAAAUCUCGAGUACGAUGCCGGUGGCGGUCGACGUCGCGUUUAUCGUUUUUUAACGAUAGCUCGAAACGAUUCUAGCACCUGCUAUGUCGCGAAGGUUACAUCGAUAUCCGUAGAAACGGAACGCAAACAACGAACGAACGUCACCCGUUCGUUGGCGUGUCCGCUCGACGUUGGACGUGCCCGAUUCCACCGCCGUGCAGAACAGUUUCUCGCUGACAGUUUCGAUAAAGUUAACCCGUGCACUCAUUGUUCACGCGUUUCGUCGAACGGUGGAGUUUUUAUUUCGUGCGUGUGCCGCGCCUGGAAACGAGCCUCGAGGAGAAGCAGAGCGGUUACGUUCGUACGGUAUAUCGAUACCCGUGUUUCGAAGCGCGGUUACAUUGUUGACUUUCUAUCGGAGAAGCAGGAAUAGCUGCCUCGAGGUUCGCGUGUAGUGACGAGGAAACGGAGCAGAACAACGGAAUUAGUCCCGUAACAGUUUACCCCGUUUUUUUUUCCGCGCGCGAACCCAUGCAUUGACAAUCGAUCGAUCGCCGGUUCGCGAAUUUUUCCAUUUCGAUCGGCGUUUUCGGUGUGCAUCGACAGUGUCAAGAUUCACGAUAACGCGUGGAAAGCAACGCGAAUUAAUGGAUUACGUCGAGUAUAAUCACAGCUGAUCGUUUCCGGUAGAGACUUUAACGAUCGUCCGGAGAACCUGUUUGAAUUCCGAUGGUAUUGCGCGGCGACGAGGUGGCCGUCAGGGAAAAAGUGAACUUUCGUUUUGUAUUUACUCUAAAUCGCUACGAAACGCAAUUUGUCAACAUCGUUCGAAGGUGACCGCGAUCGUGACUCACAAGAUCGUCGAUCUCGUUUACGUUAUUCCAUUAAAUUUACGAAACGGCUCGUCGCGCUCGAACAAAGCCAAAGGCGGACGACGUUGACGAAACUAUCUUCGAUCCGUGGCUGAUAAGCGACGUUAUCGCGACACGGCGUUCCCCCGAGCAAAACCGAGAACGAGUUAAGCGUCGCGUGCACACGAGCCUGCACAUCUCUGUCGCGUGAUCGAUACCGUUCCCGUACACGCAUCGAUUCUCGAUUUCGCCUCGAACCGGUGCCAAUUUCAAAACGCGCGGGAAACGCCUGACCGUCGCGGUGCUCCUCGAACGUACCCUUCCGGCUAUGCAUGAAUUUUUCAACGACGAUCAAUCGCGAUAUGAACGCCGUGGCAGCGAAUCGCCAGCGGGGAAGUAGUUAGCGUUAUUGUUCGCGUUACGUGUGUUACAAAUGGUUUUGACGCACGACCGGUCGGCCGCCUGGUCCCGCGUUUGUCGUUAUCGCGAAUGACAGUAAAGGUCACGGUUUGGCCUGACACCCGACGUUCGACUGUGAACCGUACGCGAAACAGAACGCGUACAGCCACGAUGCUGCCGAAAAAGGAAGGGCAACCGGAGCCCUACGCUCUCGAGGACAUGAUCUCGGAUCUUCAAGCGCGAAGGCACUCCCUGGACCACGAGGACCUCGAGGACCCGGUCGAACUCUUGAAAAAACGCGACAGGGAUUUGGUGUUGGCCGCAGAACUAGGCAAAGCCCUCCUCGAGAGGAACCAAGAGUUGACCAAGCAGAGCGAGGACCUCCGCGAAGAGUACUCGUCGAAACUAGAGAGACUAGAACAAGAGAGGCACCUGCUCCGAAGAAGGCUCGAGGAAGUCAAGGGCGAGAACGAGGCGAGAACUUUGGAGCUCCAGGGCGACGUGGAGACGCUCAGGCGUCAGCUGGAGGAGCAGAAUGAGUGCGCCAGACGUGCGGAACGGGAUCAAGCGACUCUCGUUACCGAGCUCACCGCUCAAAACACGAGGUUCGCCGAUCAGCUGAGAGAAGCGGCCAAACAGGAAGAACAGCUGCUCAUCGAGGUCAAGGUGCUCAGGGAAAAGUGUGCCCUCAGAAGUACCACGCUCCAGGAUCACGUCAGCAGCUUGGAGAUUCUCAGGGACGAGGUGCAGCUGGUGUCUGCUCAACGAACAGAAUUAGAGAGGAGGUCCUUGGAGCUGCGGGAGGAGAGGACGAGGGCGAUGGCGGCCCUCGAAGAAGCCGAGGAGAGAGCAGCGGCCUUGGAGCGGCUCGGUCACGAGGCGGAACUCCGGGCGAAGCUGGCCGAACGAGAGAGAGACGAGCUGACGGCGACGUUGGCGACCAUCGAGGAGCGGAGGAGGAGCACAUCGGGCUCGAUACAGAAACCACCGAGGUCCCUGCAGGCUGAAAUGGAGUGCGAGGAGAGCGGAAGCUCGCUGGGGGAGCAGGAGGAUCUGAGAGCAGAGGUGGCGAGGGCAACGAAGCGUUUGAAGGAGCUGUGCGUUCAUCUGAGACGGGGGGAGGACGACUCGGGGCUGCAGAGCGACUGCGACGAGUCCAUGCUCGUGAUCGUGAACAACACCGCGGAUGCGGAGGAGGUGAACACCAACGGGCAGGAUACCGUCCCCAGCUCGGCAAAUUGUCCCGGUGCCUUGCUGGACCUGGUGGAGGAGGUGUACAACCUGGCCCUGUCCGGAAGGGGGGCUCCCGGGGAGCUUGGUCUGGCGGUGGAGCUUCACAGGGUGCGGGAGGAGCUGGAGCACACGAAGGAGCAGCUGAAACAGACCCAGGACGAGCUGAAAAGGCGAGGGGAGGCUCUGCUCGACACGACGAGCAAGUUCAGCGUCUGCGAGGCCGAGUUGCGUGGUGUCAGAGAGGAGCGCGACAGAGCUCGCGGGGACAUGGAGCAUUCUCAGCUGACCAAGGACGAGGUCCUGGCGCAGGCUUACAAGGUCAGGGACCAAGCCGUGGCUAGGAAGAACAGGGCCGAGGUGGAGCUAGCCAAAACGAGGAUAGACGUUCUGCAGGCUAAUAGCCAACUGAUGGAGGCUAUCCAGCAGAAGGUGGAGCUCAGCCAGCAGCUCGAGCAGUGGCAGAUGGACGUUCAAUCUCUCUUGGACGAGCACGUGAGGAGCAAAUUGAUGCCCCUAACGAACACUAUAACCUCCUCGAACCCCGAGAACGGCGACAUCGUUGCCCCGGCGAGAAAGAAGCGGAGCUCCAGCACGUCGAAGAAGAUGUUCGGUUUUUUUUGACGAAAAUGAAUGUCCUCGCGACGGGAAACGAAAAGCAAUGGACACCGGUGCGCGGUGAGAGACGAAGACUGGCGAUGGAAGGUACGCGACACUUUCCCAGGCGUCUACGUCGCGACGACGGCGUAAUCAGGGACCAUUUCGACCGCUAGUCUCGCGGUCGAGUUGAGAGACAGACUGCCGAUUCGAAUUUAAACGGCGAACACCCGGCUGCGAAACGCGCGGGGUGCGUUACUUUCUACGAACAUUUCUAGAACAAAGAGAGAGAAAGAGGUCAUAAGCAUUUUCGUUCCACUUUUUAUGUGCUCUCGCGUACACGACGGAAACGACACGGACGGUGUCCGUCGAGAGAUCGUGGCAAGAUGGCGGACCGUGUCCGAGUGUUCAGUGUGGAGCUGUGGAAUUAAGAUUCGUCGUAGAUUUUUGUCGAUCUUAUCAGGGCGUUCGAGAAAACGUAUGAAAUUGUAUUUUACAAUACAUUAAUAUUGGUAGAGAGUAUCAGAGGAUACAUGUGUUAAGAAUUGCGCGAAAUUCGAACGUUUUCUGGGCCACCCCGAUAGGAUUCUCGAGCCGUAGAUCUUUCCCGUGGUCGCGAAAAGAGUUGGCGGAGCGUGUCGUGUGCUCGAACGUGCUGGAGUCUGAAGCGAGGAAGGAGAUUUCUUCUUUAAUGCGAGACAAAUGCAUCAUCUGGGAAGGAAAGCGACAGUAAGUCGGCCAGCUCGAGCGGGCAAAGCGAUUGUCUACGGUGAAGCGUAAACGCUUCUUUUCCCUUCGCGCGAACGUUUCGAGAGCGUCUGGUCAUUCCGGUAAUGGCGGUACGGCUCGUUACCGACGUAAGAACGAUCUCUGGUAGCGUGUGCUUCGUAAAGAUCUCCUCUGGUUCGCGGGUUCAAACUUGUUAUUAUUGCUAGCGAGAUGCGUUCGAGAGAAACUGGCGGACUUCCUAGUUGUUUUUUUUUCUGUUAUUCCGGCGAGAUUCGACGCGGCCUGAAGGAAGUGCGUUUCCCUCGUGGCUGUAAAUCAAACGCCGUUUGUGAUAGACGUUCGUGUCUUACGUUAGGUUUGCGAGAGAGGACGUUAUCGUUGGUUGUGAUAUGAAUAUUUUAUCGCUGUUACGGUGAAUCGGACGCGUCGACUGUCAUGGCUGUUUUCCACGCCCGUGGAUGUUCUCGAUAUUAUUUUUAAAUUACUGAACAGAUGGUUGGUAUGCUUGCAUCGCUAAAUAUUUAUUUUAAACGUUUCGAGCGGAGUCGAACUAUGAAAUAUAAUAUCGAGAGCAAGCUGUGGACUUGGUGCCACGUUCUUGAUAUUCUGUCUAUUUUGCACUUUAUGGUUUUCCUAUCCUCUGUACUGUUACUCUCAAGUUUGUUUGAGAGUUUACAAGUAAUUAGAGCUCAUUCGCGUACACAAGUCUUAAAGAAACAUAAAUUUAGAACGACCACCAUCUCAGUCUACGUGUUAGCGAUCGAAGGCGUUGCGGCACUAUUGCCGAUACCUAUGGACAGAAAGAAUCGAUGAAAUGGAGAGUAAGUAUACACGAGGGAAUGUUAGCUUCUGUUACCGCGUCUUUUGUAUUUUUAAAAUCGAUCCGUGCAGGAUCACCCCGCCAGUAGUCAAAAUAAAAACGAUAUUAAAAUGACAAAUUUAUUCAAAAGACUUUUCGACUGGACUACCAAUCGAGUCAGUUUUUAUUUUAAAUUUCGACAAACUGAUCGAUCGCUGGCGGGGCGAUCCUAUCUUUUAAACUUAAUUAGUAACGUCCGUCCAUCCGUUCGAGCGGACCAGGAAAUUGUUAUGCCUCGGGAGCUGUAAAAAAGAAAACGACGGUUGGUCGGUGAAACUCGAUCGAUCCAGCCGCGUGCCCUACGCCCUUUUACACAACGACUAGUGCAAUAACGCUAGAGAAAAUUUUACGCGGACGAUCGGUUUCAAGUACCAUAGAAAGUACGCAGAGUCCGUCAAAUUUCAAUCACGAGUAACGAGCAAAAGUUUUUAGAUUCGUUCGUGAAUUGAAUCGAUGAAAUUUUUAUUCUUUAUUUGUGAGUAAAAUUCGCACGAUUCUGGUCAUUUGUAAAUUAGUAGAACGACGGGGCGCGAGGCUCGUCGAGAUUGUACGAUAGCUGUAUGAUUCUUGAUCUGAGCAAUUGUGACAACAUAUUUAUUUAAUAAAAGU
Messenger RNA from Colletes gigas, 5808 nucleotides. RefSeq names its product bicaudal D-related protein homolog. The record is from RefSeq and is a predicted model, not a curated record. The transcript is spliced from 5 exons. NCBI's taxonomy places the organism in Eukaryota, Metazoa, Arthropoda, Insecta, Hymenoptera, Colletidae. The coding region runs from base 1875 to 3638 and encodes 587 amino acids.